AGCGUGAGUGCUGUCAAUCCCACGGACUCGUUUUGAAGCAGAAUAAUAUCUUUCAUUCAAAAAUAUCAUCCGUGAGAAGAUAAUUUAUUUUUUUUUUUAGUUUUAGAUUAUUAUCAAACUUUUAACCAACUUUGCGGAUCAUGAGAGGAGAUACAGCUACGGAGAAUGAAGUGGAGGCGGAUGAUCAUGGAGCGAGUGCAGCGGCACCAGAAGCUGCAUUAGGGGAAAGACGACCUAGUUUUGCGGCGCUGCAAAAUAUGAUGAGGAAAGUUUCCCGUAGCCCUUUCCAUAAUCAAUACCAGACACUUGUUUCAUCACCCUCUGAGUCCAGUGGAUCGUCUGCAAAUGACUCUCAAAACAAACAGUUACAUUUGUGUGGUCGUCAGGAUGGUGAGUUCCUCGUUGGUCUCUCAGCUGCUGCAGACGACCACCAGCUACACCAAGAACGGAAUGGAGGGCAGGAACUGCUCCAUUUAAAUCCCCAGAAUUCACCUCUGGAUCUUGAGCCUGAAUUGAGGGAGAAUGGAGCAGAACUUUCUGAACCUCCAAAGGACCUAUUCCAGACCCUUACCCCCAACCCAAUGCAAGGCGGCCUCCAGACACCGUCAUUGGCCCAGGAUGCUUCUGCCAGUGGCCACUUUGUGGACAUCACCCUGAACUCACCAGACUUAUUUACAACACAGAACCUCUCCAAAACCCCUGACCUGUUUAAAGAUGAAGGGGUAAAUCCUUUCCGGGCUGCUAAAGGAGAGGAUUUAUUCCGUGCUGCUAGGCAGGCGAACCAACUCGAUGAAUCUCCAAGUGGUUUUGUAGACCCAUUUGUAUCUCCUCUAAGUAAGGACGAUCCGUUCAAGUCUCCAAAGCCAAUGAUGGCGAACUCAGUGGACAAUGCCACGACCAAGGAUUUGUUUCAAGCUCUUCCGACAAAAAAUGAGGAACUCCUCCACAAGGAAAACAAAAAUGAUCCCUUUAAAGAGGACCCUUUUGGUACAUCUUUUUCAAAGCAAAAUCUGGAUGAAUUUUCUUCCUCAUCCACCUUUGACCCAUUCCCAAGCCCACUUGCAAGAAAUUUAUUCCAAGAUGUUUCCAGUUUGGAUGACCCAUUUGGCAAUACGCCCUCAAGACAAUACAACCCCUUCCAUGACGUUUCACCAGAGACUCCUGACAUCUUCCAACCACUUCCCUCAAAGUCUAACGGCAUGGAUAUAUUUGGGAUAACCCCUAACAAUACUGCAUCUAAGGCCACAUACUCUACACCUUUACUCAACAGCCCACCAGAAGUGAAGGUGGACACGCUAUCGUUGCCAGAUCUCUUCAAGGCAACGCCAUCAGAAUCUCAUCCAGCCAUCCCACCCAAGUUGCCCGACAAGCCCAGUGAUAUUUUCUUGACGACUCCUCAGGAAACCAAACAUAUUCUUGAGCCAACUCCUUUUACUCGAGCCAGGAAUCUGUCCAUGUUACCCAGCCAUUCAGCUAAGAUGACACAUGUGCAGACCUUCAAACGUCCGCCAAAGCCACUUCCUCGAACUAGACCACCAAGGCCAGACAAGCCGCUCAGGCCGGAAAAGCCACCAAAACCAGAGAGACCACCCCCACCAGCAAACCCUAUUGACCCUGAACCACCUGUACCAAAAAUCUCUCCUAAACCAGCCCCCAGACCACUCCCAAAACCAGUCAUUCCCACCAAACCCAAAACUCCGGAAAGUAAACCAGUGGAGCCUGAGAACUAUACUGUCUUUGAGGACAUCCUGCUUAUUGGACAGGAAAAGUGUGUUGAGGACUGGCCUGACGACAGCCCUGAGCUUAGCCCCAACUUCAAACCCUCUGGAACGUUAAGACUACGCCGAGAAUCACUGAAAAAAAAGUCGGACUCUGAUGGAGGAAGUGGCGAGGAUCAGGAUGGCUCUGGGGGUCACGGCAAGAGAAAGGACAGAAAGUUCAGAUUGUCCAUGGUCUCUAGAAGAGGGUCGAAGGAGAAGUUUCCUGAUGAUACAAAAGAGGGGAAGAACAGGACACUACCUACACCUCGCAAAACAUCAAAGGAGUUUUCUUCAGACAUGCACAUGUCUGAAGAGGAGAAUGAAGAUGAAGAGCAGAAUGGGCUGGACUACAAAAAGAAGCCUUUGAAGACUAAAGUCAAUCAGCUGCUCAGAAGAGCAUCCGCUUCCUCCUUUGUGCCAGAGAGAAAACACAGUAAUGGACAUUUACCUCAAGAAUCAAAGGACGAUGGCAUCAGUAAGAAAAGCAUCAGCAAGAAAGACUCCAUCGUACGCAGAUGGUCAGAGGGGACAGUUUUGGAUGGCAGCACCGGUGAGGAGGAGGAGGAUGGAGAAACCCAGUAUGACGGCCAUGGACUUAAGAAAAAAAAGAAGGUAAAAAUCAGUUUUGUGCCUCAAAGAGGAUUUGCCAUCACUGUAGAAAAGGGAGCCCACGGAUAUACACCUCGCAAAAACUCAAAGGAGAAAUCACAAGAUGAAUUUUUGGGUGCACAUGGCUACACACCUCGUAAGAAGUCCCAGGAUGAUGCUUUUGAGGACGUAGAGGAGAUGAGUCUAAAGUCAACGAGCAAGGCUGCUUUCAUGGAGGACGAGCACUUCGAAAAAGCACGCCACGCGUCCGCUGGAUUAAAUGAUGAUGAAGAUCCACGUGGAAUGGAAGACUGCAAACCUAAAAAAACAAUAAAGUCAAAACUGCUGCAUAUGGGGCGUCGCAGCUCGAAGGAGGACAUACUGGAUGAUGGCAGUCAUCAGAAAAAGAAGAGCAGCUUCUCGGCAGACGAGUUAGACGACGAAGACUGCAAAGCGAAAACAUCCAAACAUAAAGUCCCAAUUCCCAUCCCACGCAAAUCUAAGACGGCUAACGGACCAAGUGAACCGAUUGGAUUCAGCCACCACACACCUCAGCAAGCAUGCGAUGAUCCCUUUGCCGAGGAUGAUUUCACCGAAACAGGAAAAGAUUUCAUGAAACCUGGAGAGAUGUAUGACAGCGAAGAAGAUGAAGUGGAUACCUGCAAACCGAAGAAGCAGUCUAAACUUAAAGGCCUCAAAAAACACAAAGCUAAGAACAAAGCCACGCAGCAAGAGUUUGAGGAUCCACCAGGAGCUGCGUCUAGUGACUUCCUGUCAGAGGCCGCCAAAGCGGAGUGGCUGGCUGCUCAGAAUGACGAGCACGCGAUGGCAGGUCUGGAGUAUGAUAGCGGGGACGGGGACACUGACAGUUUGAUGGAGUGGUGGAACACUGUGGAGCAAUGGGAUGAGGUGCCGUCAGACGAUGAGGAAAAAGUCCUGAAAGAGGACGAGUCUAAGUCAUUCACCAUCCUGGCGGAUAAGGUCAAUCGGGGCCUGCGCGUCUUCAACAAAGUCUUCACAGAGCGAGCAGAGGUCCUCUGGCAGUCCGUCAUCACGCUCCACGCCAUCGCCGAUGACAUCAACAAUUUCCACCACAAGGCCAAGAUUGCCGGCAUCACUGGCGGCACCACCACAGCCGUGGGUGGUGUGACGGCCAUCGCCGGUUUGGCUCUGGCACCUUUCACCUUUGGUGCCUCUCUGGUGAUUACAGCUGUUGGUGUGGGCGUGGCGACGGCCGGAGGAAUCACUUCAGCCUCCGCGGCCAUCUCGGACAACGUUAACAACAUGCAGGACCGGAAGAAGGUGGAGUUGGUACUGGACGACUAUGAGGCCGACCUGAGGGCCAUCGGGAAGAUCCUCCACUUUGUCAAUCAGGGCUUGUACAAACUCCGCGGCCACCCUUUCCUCAGGUCCGGCACCCAGCACUACUCUGAGGACUGGGAGAUCCGCAGGUCGGUGCAGAUGAUCAGCAUGGUGGACUCGCCCGUGAUGCGGGGCACGGAGAUAACGGACGCGGCGAUCGCCUCGGUCCAAGGACUCUUCAAAGGCAUGGACAAGUACUUCAUCAAGGAGUCCCGAGAGCUGAAGAAAGGCUGCAAGAAGGAGGUGGUGGCUCAAAUAAAGGAGGUGGCAAAUGUGCUGAAUGAUUUGGUCGUGGAGCUCAACGCCAUCAGAGAGGAGCUGCAAGAUGCGACUGGAUUCGUGUGAGCAACAGCCUGCGUGAUAAAGCAGCACCAGCCCCACCUCCUGGCCAAAUGAGGGAACUGUUGGUUUAAAGGAAGUCGUCCACCCAGUUGGUCAGUACCUCUUUUUAAGUUAAUAACAUGACAAUGACAUUAAUUUAAGGACCUUUUUAAGUAGUUUAAAAAUGGCAGGAAAUUAUAUGAAGUUUAUACAGUAAAUAAAAUAUUCCAGUAAAUCAUUAGACUGCUGCAAAAUACGCAACCACUGUGAAGCUAAAAAAAGGUCUUUCUUUAUGUUGUGGUUUUGACAGAGAGAUGUUAUUUAAUUUUGGUAACAUCUGAGGCUUUAGUUUUGUCUUGUUGUAUUUGUAUUACACAGUGUGAUGUUUACUGUGCCCACAGGGGGAGCGUCAAAAUAACAGGUACACACCACUCCGAGCACUGUUUGCACUGUUUGUUCUCGGGUUAAAAGCUUUAAAUUUAAUGGUGUUUCAAAAUUUCACUUUGUGGACAUAUAAGGUGUAAAGGCUCACUUAUGUAUUUUUAAAUCUGGACCCUAUUUUCUCUUUUUUUUUUAAUGUUUUGGUGGCUCGGUGGCACCUGGGGCAGUCGUGCACCAUCAGUUUACAUCCACUAAAAGUGCUUUUUUUUUUUUUUGCGACUGACGGGCUCAGAUUGUUAUUAGAAGUCUCUUCAGACAUUAUGGAAAUGAUCCCAACAGAGAAAGACCUUGUUGUUAAACCGUAAGAUCCUUUUUAUUCAAUCAGAAACGGCCCCAAAAUCACCCUCGCCAAACCCACCAGACUCCAUGUAAAUAAACUGUGAUUUUAUCACUAUUUUAACACAUUUUUUCAGGUUCAACAGAAACAAAAUAAAAUUCACAAAAGCCAUCUCGGUUCACCUUUCCAUUGACUCAGCAAUAAACAACUCUGGUUUGACUGAAACCAACCCGAUUUUACCCAGUUAGAUGUGAAAACACGCUGACGUGAUACACUCUAAAAUUACAUUUUUAUUUAAAUGGAGUCUGGUUCUGGUUAAACAAAAUGGAUCUUACUCUUUAUAAAAAGCUCUUAUUUUUAGAGGGAUAAUUUCCAUAAUGAUGUCAGAAACUUAAGAUAAUCUGAACCUGUCAGUGGCAAAAAUAAGCACUUUCAGUGGAUGUAAAUUGAUGGUGCGCGAAUG
Messenger RNA from Plectropomus leopardus (leopard coralgrouper), 5212 nucleotides. Lineage: Eukaryota; Metazoa; Chordata; Actinopteri; Perciformes; Serranidae. The record is from RefSeq and is a predicted model, not a curated record.